This is a messenger RNA of Procambarus clarkii (red swamp crayfish), 2710 nucleotides long. The record is from RefSeq and is a predicted model, not a curated record. Lineage: Eukaryota; Metazoa; Arthropoda; Malacostraca; Decapoda; Cambaridae.
GCGGAAGACGAGGAUGGAGAUGGUGCGGAUCUCAGCGGCGGUGAUGGGUAUAGAGUUCUGCUACGCGGCCGAGACGGCCUUCGUGUCGCCGACGCUGCUCAAGAUCGGCGUCCAGCACCGUCACAUGACCCUCAUCUGGUGCCUCAGUCCCUUCAUCGGCUUCUUCCUCACCCCCAUCCUCGGCUCUCUCUCUGACAACUGUCGCUCCAGGCUCGGCCGCCGCCGGCCCUUCAUCAUCCUCCUCUCUAUUGGUAUUAUCCUCGGCCUGGUGCUGGUGCCCAAUGGGAAGGCCAUCGGCCUAGCUCUUGGAGACGACUGGAACACCACGACCCUCGCCAACACCUCUUCCUCCAACGACCCCUUCACCUCCCAGCAGGUGAGUGAGCUGAUGACGGCUACGGAGGCCGGCUUCCUCAACGCCAGCACCAUCACCCAGGUCGUCACCCAGCUCCAGGACCCCGACAACGUCUCUCUCAUUGAUGCUGGUUCGUCAGCAGCGCCGCCAGGAGUCUCUGAAGGCCAGGAGGAGCAGCAGGAGGAGGACAAGACCGGGUACCAGUCCCACCCGUGGGGCAUCUUCUUCACCAUCGUCGGCACCAUGUUGCUCGACUUCGACGCCGACGCCUGCCAGAGCCCCUCGAGGGCCUACCUGCUCGACGUCACCAUUCCCGAGGACCACGCCGUGGGGCUGUCCACCUUCACCAUCAUGGCUGGUCUGGGAGGAGGCUUCGGGUACGCCAUGGGCGGCAUCAACUGGGACUCCACUCUCAUUGGAGUGAUGCUGGGAGGGCAUGUGAAGGCGGUGUUCACUCUGGUGACCUUCAUCUUCAUCGCCUGCGUCGUCAGCACCCUCUACUCCUUCAGGGAGAUCCCCCUCGACGUCCUCCGCAACUCCACCAAGGCCCAACUCCAGAAGGGCAUGUCGACGGAUCAGCCGGCUGGCCACGAGGACGAGGAAGCCAAGGCCGGAUACGGCAGUAUGAACACAACCGGCCUACCUCCACUCCGGCCUAACUCGCUCCCCCUGGCGCAGAAUGGCCACGACCCGGAUGAGGGAAUUGAAGCCCAGCGCUACCAGGGCUACGAUGGCCAGGGCUACGAGGGCCAGGGCUACGAGGACCAGGGCUACGGUAAGAAGCUGGCCCAGGAGAAGCCACAGCAGGAGACCUCCUUCAGUCAGCAGAACCCGACGACGGUGGUGAAGGCGGGCGGCGAGGAGGAGGAGGAGGAAAUAUUGGCAGACAUUGAAGAAGCAGCGGUGCCCGGAGCGACCCUUCGACAGUACCUUCUCUCCAUCGUGUACAUGCCUAGGUCGCUGCGCGUGCUGUGCCUCACCAAUCUCUUCUGCUGGAUGUCUCUGGUGUGCUAUUCUCUCUACUUCACCGACUUCGUGGGCGAGGCUGUGUUCGGCGGGGACCCGGGGGCUCCAGAUGGCACGGAAGAGAAGGAGCUGUAUGAGGAAGGAGUCCGCUUCGGGUGCUGGGGGAUGGCCCUCUACUCCCUCUCCUGUUCUGUUUAUUCCUUCCUCAUAGAAGGUCUCGUCAAGAGGUUCGGGGCCAGACCGGUGUACGUGUGGGGCCAACUGGUGUACAGUGUGGGGAUGGUGUGCAUGGCCUCCCUCAGGCACCCGGCCGCCGUCAUCCUCUUCUCCUGCUGCGCCGGCGUCAUGUACUCUACGCUCUUCACCAUGCCCUACCUCCUAGUCGCCCACUACCAUGCCUCCCAGACGUUCCAGGCUGAGACUGUCGAAGGGUCAGCAGUACUGGCAAGCAACGGGCCGGAGCAACAGGUGCGCGGCUUGGGGACCGACGUGGCAAUCGUGUCAUCAAUGGUGUUCCUGGCGCAGUUUAUCCUGUCGUCGUGCAUGGGUUCUAUCAUCUCUGCUGUGGGUUCUACCACCGCCGUCGUCUGCGCUGCCAGCGUCCUCGCCGCCUGUGGUGCAGUUACCGCUACACAAGUCGUAUACCUCGAUCUCUAAUACGUUUUCUUUGGUUCAAGCGUCGGCACCAUAGAAAAUAUAUUUCAGCGUAUACUAUUGUAUUGUCUGUUUGGCGGAUGUAGGCAUGAGUGAUAAUUAGCAACAGUAGGAACGCUUUCUGUACUAAAGGUUAAAUUAUAUAUAAAAUCUAUAUACCUCAUUAGGUAUUCACAUUAAUGAUACAACAAUAUGAAACUUGAAUGCACAAUUAUGUGCAGAAAUAAAUAGAUGUAUGUAUUUAUUUUUCGACAGCUAAGUUUGUAUAAGUGUGCUAGCCUAUAGAGAUGUGAAUGAAAUUAGCUUAUCUCACAAUUUUUCAUUCAUGAUCUUGUGCUUUAAGAUUCAUGAUAUUAAGUAAAUAUAGGUUUUAAAUAAGACGAAGUAGUGAGGCCAAUGAUGUGUCCCGGAUGGACUGGUGUUUUCCUGUCCUUUUUUGGGGCACAGAUCCUGAGAGCUGUGAUUUAUUUUAAUUUCUUUACCUGAGGGUCACUCUCGCUAGUUGCCUUGACGAGGACAGGAAACCGGCGGCUUGUCAAAGGUCCCCUCAUUUGUUCUGAUGAUUUUAUCUUUUGUCUCUUAAGCAGCAGUGUUUUGGUAUUCACGGCUUGAGCGGGUAGGGGGUUCCAUGAGUUUAUAACCCUAUGGGUGAAGAACAUCUGUUUUCUGUCUUUGUGGCUUGUUGAGCUUGACUCCGUUGCUCCUUUUUAUUAUUACACUUAUUUUAUUUUAUUA